AUGGCGUUUCGUGUCUUAUCUGAGAGUAAGCAUUUUUAUUACUUUGAGUAUAAGGAUAAUAAUGAUGAUACACCUAUUGAUAGUAUUAAAAGGAUCAAUUUCACCCCUCUAUUUGGUUAUAGAGUUUUUGGUUCUUUUAAUGGCUUGGUCUGUUUUAGAACUGGAUUCCGAUAUGAUUCUGUUUAUAUUUGUAACCCUGUGACGAGAGAAUAUGUUAAGCUACCAAAAUUUAACAGAGACUCCGAUCACUCUAUUCCUUGGACGAGAGGGUUUGGUUACCUUCCAUUGACUAAUGAGUAUCAAGUUGUUGAAAUUCAUAGGUUAAGUGCAGACCUCAAUAUUGUUGAAGUUUUGGUGUAUACUGUUGGCGGUGGCAGUGGAUGGAAAAUUGUUGGAAGGUUUGAUAUUCAGGAUGGCAAAGCACAUGUUGAAAAACAUGGUGUCUUUGUGAAUGGAGCACUGCAUUGGGUGGAAUCGACAUGCGGAAGGGUUUUUGUUUUUGAUUUGACUGAGGAAAAGUUUCGUGAACAUGUUUCACGACCUCCUCGGCCACCAGAUUCUUUGUGGCCUGAAUAUGGUUCUAUAGGGGUUGUGGGUGGGGUUUUAUAUUAUUUUGUCAAAUAUUUCAGCCAAAUUACCAGAAUGCAUAGUUAUGACAUAUGGCCACUGAAAGGGAAGAACGAUACUGGUGACAUGAAAGAGCAGGUGGUGCAAGAGCCAUUAGGUUGGAGAGAAAAGUUCACUUUUUACGUUGGAAAACCAUUAUCCUUUACCAAGAGUAGCGGUGUUUUAUAUUUCAAUUCUAGGGAUCUCGGCAUUUACGAUGCAAGUGCUUCAACCUCGAAAGAGCUUGUACGGUUUAGUGCAGUUAGUCAAAUAUUUCCUCAUAAAAACACCUUAGUUUCGUUGAAAUAA
Messenger RNA from Papaver somniferum (opium poppy), 915 nucleotides. RefSeq lists its product as uncharacterized. NCBI's taxonomy places the organism in Eukaryota, Viridiplantae, Streptophyta, Magnoliopsida, Ranunculales, Papaveraceae. The transcript has a single exon. Bases 1 to 915 code for a protein of 304 amino acids. The record is from RefSeq and is a predicted model, not a curated record.